AUGGCUAGAGUGGAAAAAGAGAUACUUGAAGGUGAAAUUAAAACGGGUAAAGGAUUAAACCAAGAGGUUUCCCUAGCACGAGCCGGUGAUACGCGAUGGGGUUCACAUCAUAGAACCAUCAUCAGUUUGCUUAGAUUGUUUCCGGAAGUUGUUACCGUACUUCAAUAUGUUAAAGAAGAUGGAGAUUGCAGUCAACAACGGACAAAUGCAAAAGGUAUUCUAUCCUAUUUUAAAAAACUCGAGUUUGUUUUUUAUAUGCAUUUGAUAAGAGAUAUAUUAAGUUACACAAAUGCUCUUUCAAAACACCUUCAACAAAAAGGGAAAGAUUUAUUAGAAGCGGCCAACUUGAUAAAUGGUACAAAACGAGCAUUAAAUGCUUUAAGACAAAAUGGAUUUGAGCCGAUGUUGGAAAAACUGACUUUCUUUUGUAAAAAAUAUGACAUUACAAUGUUGGAUAUGACGGAAAGUUAUUGUAAUCCAAGAAACCGAAAGAAUGUCAUUACAAAUCGACAUCAUUUUGAAGUAGACAUUUUUAUUGAGGUUUUGGACAUGCAGAUUCAAGAAUUAGGAACGAUUUUUUACGUGAAGUAA
Molecule: messenger RNA, 591 nt
Organism: Helianthus annuus (common sunflower)
Lineage: Eukaryota; Viridiplantae; Streptophyta; Magnoliopsida; Asterales; Asteraceae
Exons: 1
Coding region: 1-591 (196 amino acids)
Source: RefSeq, a predicted model, not a curated record